Auxenochlorella protothecoides is the source of this 630-nucleotide messenger RNA. RefSeq names its product GTP-binding protein YPTC4. The record is from RefSeq and is a predicted model, not a curated record. NCBI's taxonomy places the organism in Eukaryota, Viridiplantae, Chlorophyta, Trebouxiophyceae, Chlorellales, Chlorellaceae. Gene Ontology annotation, cellular component: Golgi apparatus. The coding region runs from base 1 to 630 and encodes 209 amino acids. The transcript has 3 exons. Gene Ontology annotation, molecular function: GTPase activity; GTP binding.
AUGUCUUACAGCUACCUCUUUAAAUGUGUGGGAAAGUCAUGUUUGCUGCUGCAGUUCACCGACAAGCGCUUCCAGCCUGUGCACGACCUCACCAUCGGCGUGGAGUUCGGAGCCCGCAUGAUCAACAUCGACGGCAAGCAGAUCAAGCUGCAAAUCUGGGAUACGGCGGGCCAGGAGUCUUUCCGCUCCAUCACCCGGUCCUACUACCGGGGCGCCGCGGGGGCCCUCCUGGUGUAUGACAUCACCAGGCGGGAGACGUUUGACCACCUGGCCUCGUGGCUGGAGGACGCGCGGCAGCAUGCCAACCCCAACAUGACCAUCAUGCUGAUUGGGAACAAGGCCGACCUGUCGCACCGGCGUGCCGUGAGCACGGAGGAGGGUGAGCAGUUUGCCAAGGAGCACGGCCUGGUGUUCCUGGAGACCAGCGCCAAGACCGCGCUGAACGUGGAAGAGGCCUUCAUCGGCACCGCGCGCGCCAUUCACGACAAGAUCGCCUCAGGCGUGCUGGACGUCUCCAACGAGAGCUACGGCAUCAAGGUCGGGUACGGCGCGGGCGGCAACGCUGGCGCGACAGGGAUUGUGCGUCCCGGGGACGCAGCGGUGGCGCCCAGGUCGGGCGGCUGCUGCUGA